Messenger RNA from Colossoma macropomum (tambaqui), 2252 nucleotides. It is a transcript of the gene mbpa, whose product is annotated as myelin basic protein a. Gene Ontology annotation, molecular function: structural constituent of myelin sheath. NCBI's taxonomy places the organism in Eukaryota, Metazoa, Chordata, Actinopteri, Characiformes, Serrasalmidae. The coding region runs from base 148 to 561 and encodes 137 amino acids. The record is from RefSeq and is a predicted model, not a curated record. The transcript has 6 exons.
CAAAGGCCGGCCCAUGUUCCUCAGAAGCGCCGAAGACUAUCCAGAAGCUUGGCGGAGCGUCGUCAGAGCGGAGACCGGAUUGUGUUGAGAAGGACAUUGGAGGGCCAUCCAGACUGUUGACCCAGGCUCAGAAGAUCAGCACCCAGAAUGGCUACUGCUAGCACCUCAGGACAGAGCCCCUUCGGGCUGGGCCGGAGAAAGAGAUCCCCUGGUAUCCUGGAUCAGAUUGGCAAGUUCUUUGGAGGGGAUAAGAAGAAAAGGGGCAAGGGUUCAUUCCGGGGUCACCUGUCCUCCUCACCCCAAAGACCCCUCCAUUCCUCCACCCGACGCCGUGGAGAUGUGAACCCAGUCCUGCACUUCUUCAGGAGCUUUGUGUCCUCUCCUCGUCCCAAGUCGAGGUGGAGGGAACUCUUGGGCCUGGCUUCGCCAUCGACGCGGGGCUCGGAGAGUAUCAGAUCCCCCCACAGACGCCGCCGAGAACAGAACACACUCUCCAGAAUCUUCAACCUGGGAGAAAGCAGAUCCCGUUCUCCACCCAAACGCUGGAGCACCAUCUUCUGAGACGGGAAAGAGCCAGAUGGACGAGACGGGAAAGGAUGAGGACGUGAAAGGAGAAGCAGAGGGAUUCUGCCCUGCAGACUCACACCUUGCUACGAGCUUAACAAACUAAUACCGGCCACCUCCGCUUGUCAGACAGAGAUACAAUCCUGGUAUCUGAAGGGUUACAUGUGGACGAGAUUACUGCGGGAAACACCAAGUCCGCCAAAUUGCUGUUGAGGUGCCCAGUGGUCUCAGUGGUCAAAUUGGCUUUUUACAGCUUUUUUUACUCAUUUUGUUCACUGUAUCCAGAAUGAGCAGCCUAAAAACAUUAUAAUAAGCCAAUACAAAACAAGCUGUUAUCUAAACACGAUGACCCUUCUUGACCAUUUGGAGGAAGCACAUCGGUCACUGCUUCUAGGCCAUAAGUCACUGUUAUUUCUAUUAGGCCACAAUAGCAAAUAUAAACAAUUACACCACAAUAGUAAAUACAAACGCUUCUUCCCACUGUACACACAAUGAUAUUAGCAUAGCAUACUAGCUUUUAUCAAUGGUCCCAAGCUACAGGAACCCCAUUCACAGUUGCAUCUUUGUCCAGUUAAGUUGAGAUAUCAAGCAACACAUGAGCUGAUGGUCCCAAACCUGAUUUCUAACUGCAGCAAACUUGGAAACAAUAGAAACAAUGGCAUUCCCAGUAGCUGAGUCAAUAGCUAGCAUUCUCUGUUUCAUCAAAGCUUGCUUCCAUUCUCUGUCUGUCAUCUUUCCAUGUGACAUUCACAACAAGUGUGCUUGUAUUUGAUGCAUUAUUCAGCAUCACAUCAAGCCAUCAUCUUUAAUCCAUGUACUACUGUGAGAAGCGUUCCCCGAAGCAUGGUUAUUUUAUGUAAGUGUAGCAUAUUUGUGGAUAUUUGCGUGUUUUUGUGGUUGUAAAGUGUCCUGUUGUGUACAGUUUGUUUCUUCUGUGUUAAGAUCUCUGUAGUAUGUUGGUUUGUGAGCUACUUAAAAGGGACUUUGUAUUCAUAACACUGAAAUGUUGUAUAUUCGUAAUACGUGGUAUAGAUUUUAAAACAUUAUUAAGUUACGACGGGUACUAAAAUAACUCUCCAGAUUGGAAAACAUUAUCCAAGCCAGUAGAGAUGAAUGCCCUUACAUUGCACUGCGGUAGUAAAAUGCUUACAAUGGUCAUUUAUUUAAACAGCUUGGAAAUAGUAUGUGUGGCACUAGCUGUGUAAUGAUAUAUUGGAAAUGUUUCAUAUUUACUGAAAUACUUUUCAAGUAUUUAUUAUGGAUUAAUUAUUUGUCUAUAAUAUACAUAAUGAAAAGAGAGAAAGGCAGAAAUGUGGGUUUCUAAGAGUUUUAAAGGUAGUGAAGGUGUGAGAAGUGCAAGACGGAUGUGAGAAAGAAGAACUUAAAGAGGGGCAAGUGGAGAAGAGUGAGGCAGAUUGAAGCCGGUGUUUUUGACAGGCUCCCGUUCAUAACGUGUCCUGAUAUUGUGCAUUGUUUUGUUUCUCAUAUACAUUGUUUCUCAUUCUUUGCAUGUACUGUUUAUGAAUAAGUGCUGAAUAUACAAUAAAUGUCAGUUUCACUCCUCAUCAGCGCUGGAUAUGUCUCGAAUGGUGCUAAAGAUUUACAGAGAAUAUUUUAGAGUGGCCAACUUUCUAGAUUAUGAUUGUAAUACUUUUAACUACUACAUCAAAUAAAGAUUCCUAAAUGUA